Theobroma cacao (cacao) is the source of this 964-nucleotide messenger RNA. Its product is annotated as adenine phosphoribosyltransferase. The record is from RefSeq and is a predicted model, not a curated record. Lineage: Eukaryota; Viridiplantae; Streptophyta; Magnoliopsida; Malvales; Malvaceae.
UAUGGGUCUAUGGGACACAUUUGUUUCAUCGUUUCAGACUUAUCUGUUGUUGCUUUCAUUCAAUUAUUGUUGGCGAAGAAGAAGGCAGAUAUCUAAAUUCACUUUUGCGUGUUUUGGGUCUUAAUGGAUCCAUUUAUAUGAGCCCAGUCCAAUCACAGGCCCUGUUGCGGCCUCCAUUCACCGUCUUCGUCUCCUCUAAAAAAAUCACGGCGGUACUUCUCGUCAACAGUCAAAAACUUAACCGCGUUGAAUCAACGGCCAUGGCUUCACCACCACGCGCGAGCGCCCUACUUUUCUUCCUUCUCGCCACCACCGUAUUACAACCCGUAAACUCCCUCUCUUACUCUCAAUACAAAUCCCUAUGCUCCCUCUCUCACUCCCUCCUGACGCGCGUGGCCAACUUACGUUCCGCACGCGGGGACGCGGCUGGCUCGAACCGGGCGAGGCUCGUCGCCGAGAAGCUGGAGCGAUGGCAAGGGGUGGGGUUUUGGGGCGCGGCGUGGUCGGUGGGAUGGGACUACGUUUGGAACUACGCCUGGAGGGGGAAUUUAAAUUACGGGGAAAUCGAUGGCGUCGUAUCGGAUUUGAACCAGUUAGGGAGGAUGUUGGGCGAGUUGAGUCGGUCCAACUCGGAGAUGGAGAGGGCUAGCUGGAUCGCACGGAAUUACGGAAAUGCCCUCGCGGUUUCGAAGCGGAUGUUGAACCGCCUCCUCAAAGCGUUCAAAAGAUCGGGGGCAUUAAGAGAAGUGAUUGAAACAGUGGAAAGAGAAGUAGUGGAAGGAGGUUUAUUGAGGGACUGCUUGGAAAUUGGGAGUAAUGACUUGAAAGGAUUGGUUCAAAUUUUCAAGGAGUUAUCUUCGCAGUUUUUUUCUGCUUCUGAUUACUCCCAAGAGUUGUGACAAAGGAGGACAUAAUUAUUGUGAUCCUUUUGUGUAAUAUAAUUUCAGUUUUUUUUUUUUUUUAA